UAACAAGCUGCAACAUAAGGACAUUUUGGGCUGCAGGCAGCCACAUAAAGGACAUAAAGGACAUCUGAUCCGUGGCUCCCAUGUUGAAGCAGUCACUUGAUAUCUUGCUUGUUCUCAAUGAAGGGGAGACUUGACAACAUCCUUCCUGAUCCUGCACAACACCUGAUGUUUUCUUUUUCACGACAGUGGACGUCAAAUUCCGGCAAUGAGAAGCACUUUCGGCAGGCAGAAGCUCAUCAGUGUGCAGGUGUGCAGGGACGGCGCGUGACGCACACCUGUAGGUCUCCGUCUAGUUAGAGGAGAGAAGGUUUCUGUGCAGUCAUGCUGCGUGUUGUUGUGGUGCUGUGGACUCUGCUCCACUUCUGUAAUGCGACCAUCUACACCAACGACUGGGCGAUGAGAGUCAGAGGAGACCGACAGUCUGUGGACAGGAUAGCACAGAAAUAUGGAUUCACUAAUAUGGGUCAGAUUGGAAGCCUGAAGAGUUAUUACAGUUUUCGCCACCACGAGACGGCGAAGAGGUCCACCGUGUCCAACAAAGAGGUGUCUGUUAGCGUCGCCAAGGAGACCAAGGUGGAAUGGCUCCAACAGCAGGUGGUCCUGAUAAGAGCAAAGAGGAGCUCCAGAGCCAGUCACGUCUACUCCAUCGACACAAAGACCAAACACCUUCCCACUGCUCAUCCUCAGUCCGACCGCACCCAGACGCUGCCCUACAACGAGUCAGCGUGGAGCAGCCUGUGGUACACUCACUGCAGUGAUGAGUCCAAAGGCUGCCAGUCUCGCAUGAACAUUGCGGGGGCCUGGAGGAGAGGGUAUACUGGGAAGGGUGUGGUGGUGUCUGUCCUAGAUGAUGGCAUUGAGAGAGAGCAUCCGGAUCUGAAGCCAAAUUAUGAUCCUCUCGCCAGUUACGAUGUGAACGGACAAGACGAAGACCCUUCUCCCAAUUAUUCCAACAACGCCUCUAACUACCAUGGGACACAGUGUGCGGGGAUGGUUGCCGCGGCUGCAAAUAACUCCCUUUGCACGGUUGGAGUCUCUUUCCACGCGCGGAUAGGCGGCAUCCGUAUGCUGGAUGGAGAUGUGACAGACAUUGUGGAGGCCCAAUCACUGAGCUUCAGACCGCAGUAUAUUGAUAUCUACUUAGCUAGUUGGGGGCCAGAAGAUGACGGCGCCACGUUGGAGGGACCCGGGCCUCUAACUCGUCUCGCUUUACAGAAUGGCAUCAAAACAGGCCGGCACGGGAGGGGCUCUGUUUUUGUCUGGGCGUCGGGAAACGGAGGGCGAAGAGGUGACCACUGCUCCUGUGACGGCUACAGCAGCAGUAUCUACACUAUCUCUAUCAGCAGCAGCACUCGACGUGGAAGCCAGCCAGACUACCUGGAGCAGUGCUCCUCCACACUCGCGGCAGCUUCCACUGGAGGGGAGACAGAGGAGAUGGUGACGCUGGGUCCACGGCAGAGCUGCAGCCGGGCUAAACCAGAGACCUCGCUCUCCUCCUCCAUGGCUGCAGGCGUCAUCGCUCUCACUUUGAACGCCAACCCUUUUCUAACCUGGAGGGAUGUGCAGCACAUUAUUGUCCGAACAUCAAAAUCUCAUCAUCUUCUUGCUCCUGACUGGCGCGUUAAUGGAGCUGGAUACAAAGUGAGCCACCUGUAUGGCUUUGGCCUGCUGGAUGCUGAGGCCAUGGUGAAGGAGGCCGAGCGUUGGAAACGAGUCCCCUCACAGCACAAGUGUGUGGAGGAGGCUCCCAUCCAGCUGAGCAGAACUAUUCAUCCCGGCUUGGCGCUGACGUCCGUGUGUGAGAGUACAGGCUGCUCCGGCGAGCCCCUGCAGCACGUUGUUUAUGUGGAGCAUGUCGUCGUCCGUGUUACCAUCACUCACAGUCGUCGCGGCGACCUUUCCAUUACUCUCACGUCACCUUCAGGCACCGUGUCGCAGCUGCUGGCUAACAGGCCUCUCGACGACUCCAUCGAGGGAUUUCAGAGGUGGGAAUUGAUGACAACUCACAGCUGGGGGGAGCAGGCAGCGGGGGAAUGGACUUUGAACAUCCAGGAUACUUCCUCUCUGAAGAGAGACAACACUAAACUAGGGACGCUAAAGGAGUGGUCCCUGGUGAUAUAUGGCACCGCGGAGCCGCCGUAUCCCAGGCAUCGUGUGCGAGCCCGAUCGGCUGAGAUGCCGAUGGAGAGUGACCUCACUGAAGAAUACAGUGGACCCUGCGACCCAGAAUGCAGUGACGAUGGUUGUGAGGGGCCCAGCCCGCAGCAGUGUGUCACGUGUUUGAACUUUUUUCUCAAGUUCAAGAACAACACAAGGAUGUGUGUAUCAGAGUGUCCCAGGGGAUUCUGGGGCGACCGCCGGCGUUGUAAGAGGUGCUACUCCUCCUGCGAGAGCUGCACCGGGAGUCGCAGUGACCAGUGCGCUUCCUGUCAACCUGGUCAUCAUCUAACUGAGGGGACCAAUACCUGCAUGGCCACCUGUGGGGAUAACUACUACCUCGACCACGAUGCAAAUAUGUGCAGAAAGUGCAGUGAAAACUGCUUGAAGUGCACCUCCUACAGCAUCUGCACAGAAUGCAAACCAGACACAAGUCUGCAGGGGAACCGGUGCCAGCGGAGCUGCACGGCGGGAUUCUACCACGACCAACAGGAAGGCACAUGCAAGCCCUGUCAUAAGGCCUGCGCUACCUGUGCAGGUGCAGGUGUUGCGGCAUGCAACCAUUGUGCAGAAGGCUACUUGAUGGAGGAGUGGAGGUGUGUGUCCUCCUGCAGUGCUGGCUUCUACGCCACAGAGCCAAACCCAGAGAUAGCUGAUGGGCACAGGAUAUGUAGGAGGUGUGACGCCAGCUGUCUCACCUGUGUGGCGCCGAGCCGGGGGAACUGCAACAGCUGUUCCAGCGGUCACAGCCUGCAGGAGGGAGCGUGUGUUGUUAACACUGUGUGCACAGACGGAGAGUACCAGGACGGUGACGGAGAGUGCCACGCGUGUGAUGCAACGUGUCUGAAGUGCACGGGGCCGCAAACAGAAGACUGCAUCAGCUGUGUUUCUUCACGGGCUCUGGAUGUGGGCCACUGCGUGGUGGAGUGUUCAAAGGGCAAGUACCAGUCAGGUGGCCAGUGUCACCUGUGUGACCACACCUGUGCCACCUGUGUGGAUGCAGGGCCGGCCAACUGUACCAGCUGUGACACUGAUAAGUUUGGACUGGAGCGUUACCUGUAUGGAGGCCUGUGUGUGGACGCCUGUCCCGAGGCCUUCUACCACACCAAGGAGAGGAGCUGUGAGCCCUGCUUGGACCACUGCCGCCUCUGCAACAACCCCACCCACUGCCUCGUGUGUAACUCGUCCUACUACGUCUCUGAUGGAGUGUGUGCGAAGCUGGAGUGUGGAGAAGGGGAGGUGGAGGAUCCAGAUUACGACGACUGCAUGGCCUGCGAGGAGGGCUGCAGGAAGUGCGUCUUGUUUUUCAGGAUGGCUGCUACAAAAAACUGCCCGGCUAAGACAUACGGCAUGGAAAAGGAGAUGACCUGCGUUCCAUGUGAUGACAGCUGUGUGAGCUGUGAUGAACAUCAGUGCUACUGGUGUGAGACCGACCUCUUCUUAUCAGAGGGGAGUUGUGUUUCAGUGUGUCCCGAUGGUUCAUAUGGCGACGAAGACACCAACGACUGUGAGGAGUGUCACUCAGACUGUGCGACAUGUGGCGGCCCGGAGACCGAUGACUGUCUGUCCUGUGAGGACGGGAAGAUGCUAGAAAGCGGAGAGUGUGUGUCUGACCAUGAGGUCUGUCCCAUUAAGACCUUUCGCAGCGAUGACGGAGAGUGCGAGGACUGCCACCCAUCCUGUGAGUCCUGCUCUGGAGAGGAGAAGAACCAGUGUACAAAAUGUGCAAAAGGGCGGUUUCUGACCACACAGCAAACAUGUGUGUCAAAGUGUCCGGGGGGGUUCUUUGCCAGUCGGCUGAGCGGUGUGUGUGAGGCCUGCCCUCCAGGCUGUUUGCAGUGUGUCGACGCUCAGCACUGCAGCCGCUGUCAGAGCACUCGCAAAGCUCAAUUAUACCUGCAGGCUGGACAGUGUGUCCAGCAGUGUGUCAGGGGUUACCCUGCAGGUCAGGUGUGUCGUAGCUGUGCAGCAGGCUGUGCGUCCUGUGGGAAGAACGCCACCCACUGCCUCAGCUGUGAAGAACCUCUCCUCCUACACAAGCACCAGUGUGUGGAGGAGUGUCCUCCGGCGCACAUUGUCCGGGACAGGGAGUGCCAACACUGCCCCUCAGCCUGCCAGGAGUGCAACCCGCUAGGGCAAUGCACAGGCUGUGAGGAGCAUCACUUCCUCCACGAGGGUCUGUGUGUGCCGGACUGUCCCGAGAGGUUCUUUGAGGACAAAGAGCAAAGGGAGUGUUUGCGUUGCCACCCUGACUGCGCUUUGUGUGACGGCCCGAACAACAACGACUGUGAUGGCUGUACGGACCCCGAGGCCACUCUGUACAACGGAGCGUGCCUGGCAGCCUGCCCCUCCCAUACCUAUAGAGACGCUAUCACAGAAGAAUGUAAAGACUGCGAUGCAUCAUGCCUUACCUGCCUCCACGCCGGCUCCUGCACCAGCUGCAGAGAGGGUCACAGGCUAGAGGGCCACGGACAUUGUGUGCCAUCAACCAACAAUUGCUCGCCUUACCAGUACGCAGACCAGGACGAGGAAUGCCAUCCGUGUCACAAAUACUGCCACCGGUGUUCAGGUCCCGGCAAAACUCACUGCCUGAGCUGCAACCAGAGACAUCUCUUGCUCAAUGGCACCUGUGUGGAUGAAUGCCCCACGGGUUACUAUGAGGGUGAGUCGUGGCAGAAAUGUGAACCUUGCCACCCUUCCUGUCAGUCCUGCGUUGGAAAGCACAGCCACGAGUGUCUCUUCUGUAAAACCCACCUAUUUCGAGAGGGCAAAGAGUGUGUGGAGACCUGCCAGCACAGUCACUAUGGAAACACAGACUCAAGGAUGUGUGAGAAGUGUGAUGCGAGUUGCGGCGAGUGUAUCGGGGGCGAGGAGGACAGCUGCCUGAGCUGCCCUCCGGGUCUCAUCUACUUGCGGAAAGAAGGCCGUUGCCUCCCCUCGUGCCCUCAGGGACACUACCACGACGCUGCGCACAGGACCUGCGAGCCCUGCCACGCCAGCUGCAGAGCAUGCUCAGGAAAAGAUUCCCUGUCCUGUGACUCGUGCUACCCGGGAUACCUGCUCUCAGAUGGCAUCUGUGAGUCCAUGUGCAAAAUCGGCCUGUUUCCUGUAAUAACGCGUUCAGGUCACGUUUGUGAACGCUGUGAUGGCUCUUGUAUGGAGUGUCGGGGUCCUGGUCCGGCCAACUGCACCAUGUGUCCCACUCAGGCCAUCUUAGAGGCUGGAGGGCGCUGCCUGCUUUGUUGCCGCCAUGAGGAGGAUGAAGAGGAGGAUGAGGAUGCGGACACAACGCAGAAGGACUGUUGUAACUGCACUGAGACUCGAGGAGAGUGUGUCCUGAGCACCAACUUGGCGUUCAGAAAUGAGGAGGAGCAGGAUGGAGGCAACCUGGCAAUCUUCAUCAUCGCCUCUAUACUGUUGGUGCUUGGACUGGUGGCUGUCGUCUUCAUCAUCAGGCACUCCCGCUCCAAGAGAGCGCCCCCAGACAUUACUCCCCGUGGCUAUGAGAAGCUGGGCUCCGGCAGGGGAUUCGGAGGCGGCUACAGCUCUGCUUCCUCUGCGUCUUAUAGCAGCCACGCCAACUCCUCCGGCGGCCGGUUGGUUGACAUUGCUGAACGUCGCACAGGGAAUAAGGAUGAUGAUGAUGACGAUGAUGAUGAUGAUGAGGACAUUGUUUACAUGGGCCAGGAUGGCACCGUGUACAGGAAGUUCCGGUAUGGACAGCUGGGAGACGACAACGAGGAUGAGUUGGAGUAUGAUGAUGAGAGCUACACGUUCCGGUGAAGUAUAAGAAUUUCUCAAAAGAAACAUUUCUCUUCUGGAUUCCUUCUCUUUCUGUCUCUCCUUCCUCUGUACUGUUUAUCUCCUCCUGCCCUGAGGGACAGACCCAUUUAUCCUUCACUGAAUAGGAGCUGAACCAAAUGAGACAUGAGAAGCAAUUUAUAAUGAGAUACAUUUUUACAACUGCUAUCCAUUCACAAAAUGUGCUGCUGAAUAAUUCUAUGUUUUGCAUUCUUAAGGACUUUUUACAUAAUUACAACUUGGAUUUCUGGAAUUUGUUUGGAGUAUGAUGACUUCCCCCAUAUAUAACAUAGGCAUUUACUAGUUUUGACAGUUUAAUUAAAAGGUGCUCUAUACGAGAGCCAGAGCAUUAAUAUAGCAGCAAACAACUAUUUGCUAUGUAAAGAUAUACAGCAGUAAUGUCUACCUGAGCAGAGAAUGAAGUAGAGUCGGGCGAUAAACCGAUUUGAUCAAUUAAUUAGAAUUCAUGGUUUAAGACGAUUUAAAAAUUACAAUCAGCUCUGUUAGCAGUGUUGUUAGCAGCGAGCCGCCGCCAUGUUGAGGCAAUAGAAAUGCUCCCAAUCUCGCAUUUAGCACCUUUAAUCAUAUUAUUCAUCUUUUUAAUUGUUGUGGUGUUGGAUUAGGAUUUUAAAUUUGAUUGAUCAUGGUCUUUCUUUAGCUUUUUCUAUAUUGUGUUCUGUUCAAAUAAAGACUUG
Messenger RNA from Sebastes umbrosus (honeycomb rockfish), 6653 nucleotides. RefSeq names its product proprotein convertase subtilisin/kexin type 5a (gene pcsk5a). The record is from RefSeq and is a predicted model, not a curated record. Gene Ontology annotation, biological process: peptide hormone processing. NCBI's taxonomy places the organism in Eukaryota, Metazoa, Chordata, Actinopteri, Perciformes, Sebastidae. The transcript is spliced from 36 exons. Gene Ontology annotation, molecular function: serine-type endopeptidase activity. Gene Ontology annotation, cellular component: Golgi membrane; trans-Golgi network. Bases 322 to 5940 code for a protein of 1872 amino acids.